Messenger RNA from Auanema sp. JU1783, 1707 nucleotides. The record is from the annotation of a GenBank genome assembly. NCBI's taxonomy places the organism in Eukaryota, Metazoa, Nematoda, Chromadorea, Rhabditida, Rhabditidae.
AUGUCUCUCAUUGAUCAAACGUAUUGCAUUGAUUACAAUGGGUUUGUUAAGGGAUCAUCCAACUUUCCUCCACCCAAACAAGUUGACUUUGAUUCACAAACCAUACCUGAACUGAUCUAUACAAAGGCUGGAAGCGACCGUGUAGCUGCUGUUUUCGAUUCAGAAAAGACUUCUAUGACCUUUGCCAAAGUUGUCAAUGAGAUGGAUUCAAUUGCUGCUGGGAUGUUAGCUACGGGCCUUGUGCCAGGGGAUCGCAUUCUGAUUUGUGGUAGCAAUCACUCUCAGGUCAUGUUAAGUACACUUGCUGCCUCUCGAGCUGGACUUGUUUUCAGUAUGGCAAAUCCGAAUUUUCCUAAUGCGGAAAGCUUUCAUCGUGCAUUAUCAGUUGGAGAGUUCAGGGCUGUUGUUUGCUUCAAAGCUCAGGCGCAAACAGAUUAUUUACACUCUUUAUUACUUGAAUUCUGUCCAGAACUAAUGAGUUGUUCGAAAGGCAAAAUCAAGUGUGAGGCUCUUCCUAAACUCACUCAUGUUAUUCUUGCUGAAGAAGAUCAUAAGCAUGCUGGAUGUUACACGCUUUCUGAAGUUUUCAACAAGUCGUCCAAGGAAAAGAUCGAGAAGCUACCUAAGUAUGAGAACUGGAGCAGUCAUAAGCUGGCUUGUCUGCAGUUCACAAUGGGUUCAACAGACGAACCGAAGCUCGUGGCUUUAUCCCAUUACCAACUGCUAAAUGGAGCUCGAGCAACUGUCACAGCUUUCCGAAUCAUGAAAGAGCAUGUGCUCUGUUGUGCCCUUCCAAUUUUCCGGAUACCAAUAUUCUCUCUUGUCUGUCUUUCACCCUUCUUAACAGAAUGUAGAACGGUAUUUCCUGAACCCUCGCCUCUUCCUCGUAAUCUAUUUGCCAGCGUGAAUAAGUACAAUUGCACAACCCUAUUGUCUAACGGAGCAGCCUUAAGACUCUUACUGAAGAUCUCACAAUCUCAACGUGUAAAAUUGAAUCAACUGCAGAAUAUAUUAUUGAUAGGAGACCGAGUUUCCAGAGAAGUCCUUCAAAUCAUUCAACAACAAUGUCAAAACGUCAAAAUUAUUGCUGUUGGCUACUUGCUCACUGAAACUGGAUCCAUUCCCAUUCUUGGUGAUGAGACCACUGAUUUUACCCGAAACGUUGGUCGGGCAAUUGCUGGAUACGAGAUCAGUCUGCAGUCUCUCACAGGAAAUGGAGAAAAAGUGCCUGAGAACCAAUUGGGCUUCUUGCACAUCAGAACAUAUUUCGGUAGCACUUUCCUGGGAUAUGCUCCAGAAUGUACAGGAAAAGAGAAAUGGCUGGAUACAGGUGAUGUUGCUCGCAUGGAUGCUCAAGGAAACGUUGAAAUCGUCACCAACAAGGAAGAUUUGAUAUUUGACAAGAACAACGGUCUUGUUGAGCAUUGGAAUAUUGAGAGAUUAUUGAAUCAAAACGAAUUAAUCAAAGGAAUUCAGGUCAUUUCCAUUGGUCGUGGAAAGCCCGUAACAGCUGUUUGUGUCAUGAAAAAUCCUGGCAGUAAUGCAGUUUAUGUUCGUAAUGAAUUAGUAGAUAUGUGUCGUAAUCACAGGUUUGCAAUUCCUGAUCAGUUUGCUUUCGUUGAUGACUUCCCUCGAGUCAAUACAAAGAUUCAGAAGUAUCGUAUUCGAGAAUUGGUUGCCAGCGGCAAAAUCUCUAUUGUCAUGUAA